Messenger RNA from Sclerotinia trifoliorum, 2787 nucleotides. The record is from the annotation of a GenBank genome assembly. Lineage: Eukaryota; Fungi; Ascomycota; Leotiomycetes; Helotiales; Sclerotiniaceae.
AGCCGAUCCGAAGUAUACUCACGUGCCAAUGUUCGUCGAAGUGUUGGAUUUCCCUCUACGCAACAUCUCAAUCUUAGUGGUGAGAGCAGUAGCAUUUUCAAUGGAGCUUCGGUGCUGGCGAUGUAACCAACCUGCAGGACACCGACGUGUUUCGUAUGAAAAGAGAUGCUUACGGUGAAGUGUCACUCUUCGAAGUUUACUCAUCCAUCGAUUCGUCGAACUGUUGUGAGUGCAAUAGUGAAUCAAUUUCACUUCAUGAGGGUCUCGUAGAAUUAUAUUUCAAAUCUACUCAGUCAAUCGGAUCCGGCUUAUAAUAUCUGGUUAAUGUCACGACGACUACAGUAGGUUACACAAAGCUGAGAUAUGUAAGCCAGAACUUUUAAUCCGAGAAUGUUCGGAUCCGAGGGAUAGAUUUCAAGGGCAAAAAUUUGUUUGAUAUGUUGUGUACAUAGCUGCACUAUCGAAUGUUCAUGGUCCCUUUCCUUUGCAUGCUCAGUAAAUGUGCAACGCUUUUCAAAUAGUCUUUUCUCAUAUCGAGGGACGCAUUCGUAAUCUACUUUCUAGCACAAUCAUAUUUCUUCGACAGUCACUAUUCAGUAUCGAUUUUGUUGAGCGAGACCAGAAGGAGAGAAAACCAACAAAAAUCGGGUUUUGAUCAAUUUCAGAGCAGGAGAACCGAAGAAGAUCGGGGUAACCGCUCCUACGGAUUCAAACCACAAACCAAAAACCUCAUUCAUAAUUUCAAAAUAAUUUUCUGAGUUUCACAAGAACCACGAGGUUCAUUGAAGACAAAUCAUUUCGGUUUUUCUUACAUAGAGAAGUUUCGUUCAAGUGUUAAAAAUGUUAGACGAGGAGAGGGGACACGAGCGCGGACACAAGCGAACGGUCGGAUCUGAGGAAACAUUAUACGGUUCAAAUACAUCGCAUACAUAUUCUGUAGAGAGAGUGCAUACUGGUAGCACUUAUAAGAGUAAUAUCAGCGGUCACAAGUUUGAAGAACCAGGAAAUCUCUCCGACAUAGCCCUAGUUAAUUAUCCAAAGGCAUGGACUCUGCAACCUCCUUCGAUCCAAUAGGCUAACUGAAUGUAGACAAGUAAUGAACUGAACGAUGUUCCCGCACAAACCAAGCCAAGUGAUGCACUAUUUCCAGAAACCGAUUUAAAUGCAGGCAUUAUUGGUUGGGAUAGUCAGGACGAUCCAAAUAAUCCUCAAAAUUUUCCUCCGAGUCGAAAAUGGCUUCUUCUAGGACUAAUAUCAAGCAUCACUGUCGUCAGUCCUCUAGCAUCUUCGAUGGUUGCUCCCGGUGUUCCUUAUAUCGAAGAAACAUUUAAAAAUCACAACGAAACAUUAAGUACCUUUACCGUCACUGUCUUCCUUUUAGGCAUUGUAUUCGGACCUCUUUUUUUAUCCCCAUUGUCGGAAAUUUAUGGAAGACGACCGGUACUUUGCGCAUCCAACAUCGUUUUCUGUUUAUUCCAGAUAGGCUGCGCUCUUGCUCCUAAUCUUACCGCACUCAUAAUAUUUCGUUUCUUUGCAGGCAUUGGCGGUUCGGGAUGUUUGGCACUCGGUGGUGGUGUUAUUGCUGAUCUCUUUCGACGCGAGCAACGUGGAGCAGCCUCAGCGGCUUACACAAUCGGCCCUUUAUUUGGACCUGUGAUAGGCCCAAUCUGUGGAGGUUUCAUAGCGGAGAGAGUUGGUUGGCAUUGGAUUUUCUGGGUUAUAUUCUGUGCUGGCACAGUAACGACAAUUGGCAUUGAAAUAUUCAACCGCGAAACUUAUCCUCCAGUUUUAAUCCGAAGAAAAACUCAGAAGCUUCGUAUAGAGCUUAAUCGCCCUGAUUUAAUGUCCUGCUAUGAUCUUGGAAGCGAUCCUAGCACUAGGACUGUUCUGAUCAAUGGCCUCAUUCGGCCUCUCAAAAUGUUGUUCUUGUCACCAAUCGUUUUCAUACUUUCCCUGUACAUCUGUUUCGCGUACAGUUUGUUGUACCUUUUGUUCACCACAAUUACUCCAGUAUUUCAAGAACAAUACGGAUGGAGUGUAGGACUUUGUGGUCUCGCAUAUAUCGGCAUCGGCAUAGGAUUCUUCUCGGGACUAGCCCUCGUGACAAAAAUCUCCGACGCAACCGUAAUCAAGAUGACAGCCGACAAUAAAGGUGUCUUCGAACCAGAAAUGCGUUUACCAGCCUGUCUUUUCUUCUCAUUAUUCAUCCCCAUCACCUUUUUCUGGUAUGGAUGGUCAACGGAUAAACACACUCACUGGAUCAUACCCGUCAUCGGACUUAUCCCAUUUGGAUUCGGUAUGAUGGGGGUUUUUAUCCCGAUUCAGACGUAUAUUAUUGAUAGUUUCCCCUUAUACGCAGCAAGUGCCACGGCGGCAAUGACGGCUAGUAGGAGUCUUUUUGGAGCUGUGUUGCCUUUGGCUGCGCCGAGUAUUUAUGCGAAAUUGGGUUUGGGUUGGGGAAAUACUAUGUUGGGUUUUAUUGCUGUAGCGAUGAUUCCGGCCACGGGCUUGAUUUAUAGGUAUGGCGGGAGGAUUAGGAAGAGAUAUCCGCUUAAUCUUUGAGAGAUGGAUGGAUGUUUGUGUGUAGGUUGGUAUGGGGGUUGGUGUACUGAGAUGGGGAUGGGAAUGGAGGUGGAAAUGGGGUUUCAUAGAAAAUCUGGGAGUUGAGAGUUGGGAAUUGGGAAUUUGGAAUUGGGCAAAAAGGGUGUUUGUAACUUUUAUAUGUAUUAUGUAUAACUUUUGAAGGACCGAUAGAUAGAUAGAUGAUACUUGAUGAACUAGCUAUAU